ACGCAUGACACCGCGUGCAUGUGUGCGUUACGAGUUGCGGUGAGCAGAACGCUCUGCUGCAGCCUGUCGAAACAUCACCUGAGGAUGACCAUCCAGAAUGUGUGUGUGGUGGCUGCCAGAGACUGCUCUCAGACUGGGAACCAGCAAAACACACUGCGAUGGGACCUGUCUCCAGAAGAGAUCAGGGCCACGACAGACAACUUGAUCAACAGAGUGAAGAAGGCCUAUGAUGACAUUGGGUCCCUGAGCACAGUAGAGGUCACUGUUGAAAACACCCUGAAAGCCCUGGCUAAUGUCAAACUGGAUUAUGCAUCGUCCCGCCAUGUUCUCGACUUCCCUCAGUACAUCUGUCCUUCCAAAGAGGUUCGCUCAGCGAGCACAGAGGCCGACAAAAAGCUGUCUGAGUUUGAUGUGGAGAUCAGUAUGAGGGAGGACGUGUUCGAGCGGAUUACGGCCUUGCAGAGAAAGUUCCAAGACGACGUUUCACCCGAGGAAAAGAGGUUCAUAGACAGACUUGUUACAUUAGGCAAGAGAAGAGGAUUGCACCUGUCUAAGGACAUUCAAGAGGAAAUAAAAAGAAUAUCUAAGCGCAUCAGUGAACUCUCCAUAGAAUUUAACCAGAAUCUGAAUGAGGACAACACUUUUCUCGUCUUUUCUGAUCGGGAGCUAGGUGGACUUGCUGAUAGUUAUCUCAACGGACUGGAAAAAACAGCGAAUGGGAAGUACAAGGUGACACUUGAAUAUCCUCAUUACUUCCCCCUGAUGAAGAGGUGUUACAACCCUGAGACCAGGAGGAAGAUGGAAACAGCAUUUCACAGCAGGUGUAAAGAGGUGAACACGGCAAUCCUGGAACAGUUGAUACAGCUGAGGGCAAAGGUCGCAGACUUACUUGGCUACAGCAGCCAUGCUAACUACGUGCUGGAAAUGAACAUGGCCAAGAAUGCAGGCAAUGUGUCUGACUUUCUAGACACAUUCUAUGAGACACUGAAGCCCAUAGGUAUCAAGGAGAGGAAAUAUAUUCUUGCACUAAAAAAAAGGGAGUGCCUGAUGAAGGGCUACAAUUUUGACGGACAGAUCAACGCCUGGGACAUGCCCUACUACAUGAACCAAGUGGAACAGGGCAAGUUUGCGGUGAACAAGGACAAACUGAUCGAGUACUUCCCGCUCGACGUGGUGACAGAGGGACUGUUUGGUAUUUACCAGGAGCUGCUGGGGCUCAAGUUCACUGAGGUGGAACGUGCUCAUGUGUGGCACGAAGAUAUCAAACUUUAUUCAGCCCACGACAAGGAGACGGGGGAGGAGAUCGGCCAGUUCUACCUGGACCUGCACCCGAGGGGGGGGAAGUUUGGCCAUGCAGCGUGCUUUGGGCUCCAGCCUGGCUGCAGAGGACCAGAUGGAAAACGUAGGCUCCCGGUUGCAGCUAUGGUGGCCAACUUUACCAAACCAAGAGAAGGCUGGCCUUCCCUCCUCCAGCACCACGAAGUGGAGACUUAUUUCCACGAGUUUGGUCAUGUGAUGCACGAGCUCUGCUCCAAGACAACUUUUGCAGAGUUCAGUGGAACCCUGGUGGAGACAGACUUUGUGGAAGUUCCCUCGCAGAUGCUGGAGAACUGGGUUUGGGAGAAGGAGCCCCUGAAAAGGAUGUCUUGCCACUACAAGGACGGCAGCGCCAUUCCAGACAACCUGCUGGACAAACUGAUCGCCUCCAGAGUGGCCAACACGGGUCUGAUGAACCUGCGUCAGGUGGUCCUCAGUAAAGUGGACCAGUUGCUACACACCAGCCCUUGUGCAGAUACAGCGGAGGUGUUUGCAAAGCACUGCCAGGAGAUCUUGGGUGUUCCUGCUACACCAGGCACCAACAUGACGGCCAGUUUCAGCCACUUGGCUGGAGGAUAUGACGGUCAGUACUACAGCUAUCUGUGGAGUGAAGUCUACUCCAUGGACAUUUUCUUUAGUCGUUUCAAAAAGGAAGGCAUUCUUAAUCCAAAGGUUGGAACAGAGUACAGGAGGGUGAUCCUGGAGGUCGGUGGCUCUGUGGAUGGAAUGGACAUGCUGGAAACCUACCUGGGACGAGCACCGUGCCAGGACGCUUUUUUUCAAUGCAAAGGACUGAUUAGGUCACGGGAAAAAUAAACACUGUAGUUUGAUGUAGUCUUUUAAGAGCAUUUUUGAAAAUUAAAGCAGUUUAUAUUUCUAAUUUGAUGAAAAUCCAUGUUUUGUACUUGAGGUUUCUGCUUCUCAGGUGU
Limanda limanda (common dab) is the source of this 2246-nucleotide messenger RNA. RefSeq names its product neurolysin (metallopeptidase M3 family) (gene nln). Gene Ontology annotation, biological process: peptide metabolic process; proteolysis. Gene Ontology annotation, molecular function: metalloendopeptidase activity. Gene Ontology annotation, cellular component: mitochondrial intermembrane space. The transcript has 13 exons. Bases 19 to 2133 code for a protein of 704 amino acids. Lineage: Eukaryota; Metazoa; Chordata; Actinopteri; Pleuronectiformes; Pleuronectidae. The record is from RefSeq and is a predicted model, not a curated record.